Messenger RNA from Drosophila melanogaster (fruit fly), 1824 nucleotides. It is a transcript of the gene Ir7g, whose product is annotated as ionotropic receptor 7g. The record is from RefSeq and is marked reviewed. Lineage: Eukaryota; Metazoa; Arthropoda; Insecta; Diptera; Drosophilidae. Gene Ontology annotation, cellular component: plasma membrane. Gene Ontology annotation, biological process: monoatomic ion transmembrane transport; detection of chemical stimulus involved in sensory perception. The transcript has 3 exons.
AUGAACGUGACCAGCCUGCUGAAUUUCGAGUCGAUGAAGUACAUCGGCGCCCAGACGCAAGCGGCGUCAAUAAAUCAUCACGUGGCCCAGGCCCUUCGUGUCUUCAUCGAGGACUUCUAUCAGCGGAUCGCUCCCGCCUUUAUUGUGGUCCUCUCCUGCCGGCGACCCAGUCCCAUGAACUUCUACCGCAACAUUAUGCAGCUGCUCUACGAGAGCGUGGACACGAUGAUCGUUCAGCUAGUCCUGGUCGAGCUCGGUCGUCCGCGUCGGAUCGCCGGUCCCAGGACUCACAAUCUACUGCUGGUGGAUUCGCUGGAUGCACUGCUCGACAUCGAGAUCCACACGUAUACGGCGCAGUCGGACACCAGCGAGUACUACUUUAUCUUCCUGCAGCAGCGGGAUGCACUGAUUCCGCACGAUAUGCAGGGUGUGUUCGCGUACUGCUGGCGCCACCAGUUGAUCAACUGCAAUGUGAUGACGCAGAGUUCCGGUGGCCAGGUGCUGCUCCACACGUACUUCCCUUACGCGCCUGGCCAAUGCAACGAUUCCCAGCCGACCAGGAUCAAUAUGUUUUUGGGCGAAUCGUGGAAGCAUCGCGACUACUUUCCCUCCAAGUUGCAUAACCUCAACGGGUGCCCUUUGAUUGUUUUGGCUAGGAAAGUGUCGCCCUUUUUAGACCUAGAUGAGGGGCAGCGAGAGCUUCGCGGCUUGGAGGGGCGUCUGCUGCAGGAAUUGUCGCGCAGGAUGAACUUUAGCAUACAGUUUUCGGGCUUACAGGAUCAACUGAAGAAUCGCACAACAUGGACGGAGAAACAGUUGCUACAGAAGCUGGUCCAGGAGCGUAUAGCCCACCUGGCGAUUGGUUAUGUGAGGAAGCGCAUCCAGUACGCAACGAAUCUGACGCCCGUGUUUCCGCAUUACUCGAACCGGGUGGUGGGAUGUCUCCUGUUGAAUGCCCACAACCUGACCAGCCUGGAGAUUUGGUCGUUUCCGUUUCAGGCACUCACUUGGAUCUGCCUGGUGUUUAGUUUUUUGAGUAUAUCCUGCCUAGCAUUGCUCCAUUGACGCGGCGCGGGGGAUCGGUUGGCUCUCGUUCUGGCGGUCUAUGCCGCCUCACUUGGCUUGCCCAUCGAUCCCCCUGAGCGGCCGUCGCUGCAGUUGCUCUUCGCCAGUUGGCUGAUUUUUGGCCUGAUCGUUAGAUCCAUGUACUCGGCGCUGUUGUUCUUCAUCCUGCGAUACCAUCUGCACCAGCGAUUGCCAGGAAAUCUGCAGGAUCUAACCCAUGGCGACUAUGCGGCCGUAAUGGGUCGGACCACGUUGCAAGAUCUGAGGGAGGUGCCCAGUCUGCAGGAUCUGCUGGGUCUCAAAUCCGUGAUAGUGACCUCUGAACGGGAGGAGGAGGUGCUUCGCACGUUAGAUCGGUGUACGCUGCGAGAAGGAGCCGGCUCACAUCCACUUUUCUUUGGCCUGAUUUCCCAGGAUGCACUUCUCCAUCUCACCCAACGGGGCCAUCGGGCUGGAGCGUAUCACAUCAUACCGCAAGACGUUCUGGAGCAGCAGCUGGCCAUUUAUCUGCAGAAGCACUCGCAUCUGGCCAGCCACUUGGACCACCUCGUCAUGUCCAUUCGAUCCGUUGGCCUGGUGCACCACUGGGCGGGCCAAAUGGCUAGCGAGCGGUACUUCCGCAGUCGGUUCCUGUACCGGGAGAAGCGCAUCCGACAGCCGGAUCUGUGGGCGGUCUACAUCCUGACCGCAGGACUAUAUCUCCUGUCGCUGGUCGUCUUCAUAUGCGAACUUCUGGCCUCCAGACGAGCAGGGCUCUGA